Messenger RNA from Eubalaena glacialis (North Atlantic right whale), 2648 nucleotides. It is a transcript of the gene SLC5A3, whose product is annotated as solute carrier family 5 member 3. The transcript is spliced from 2 exons. The coding region runs from base 430 to 2586 and encodes 718 amino acids. Lineage: Eukaryota; Metazoa; Chordata; Mammalia; Artiodactyla; Balaenidae. Gene Ontology annotation, biological process: transmembrane transport; myo-inositol transport; inositol metabolic process. Gene Ontology annotation, molecular function: D-glucose:sodium symporter activity. Gene Ontology annotation, cellular component: plasma membrane. The record is from RefSeq and is a predicted model, not a curated record.
CCUGGGAGCCGGCUCGGUUCGGAGCCGAGAGCUGUGCGUUCGGGCAUGCCCCGCUACGAGCUGGCUUUGAUCCUGAAAGCCAUGCAGCGGGGUUGGUACAGUAGGCUUCACUAGACUUAGCUGCAACUCAGAAUUUCUCCUCCAGCACCUGAGUAAAUGCUGAUGGUCUUGUGGAGAGUGGAUUAAGAGUACGAGCUAAGUUCUCAAUCCCAAUUAAGAAGCGGAGGAAAAUUUAAACUGUCUCCUUCAAAGUUUAUCACAACCGCCACCAUCAAGACAGCAAACCAAAGGACAAAGACUUUGACCUGCUGUGUUGCUCUGUGUAGUCCAGUUCACGUAUGGUUUACAGACUUGGCUGGGGUUACUAAUGAGUAAAUAAAAAGUUGGACACUUCUGUCAUUGGACACUUUUAUUCACAAAGUUACCAAAAUGAGGGCUGUACUGGAGACAGCAGACAUUGCCAUAGUGGCCCUGUAUUUUAUCCUGGUCAUGUGCAUUGGUUUUUUUGCCAUGUGGAAAUCUAAUAGAAGCACUGUAAGUGGAUACUUCCUGGCGGGGCGCUCUAUGACCUGGGUAGCAAUUGGUGCCUCUCUGUUUGUGAGCAAUAUUGGGAGUGAGCACUUCAUUGGGCUGGCAGGCUCUGGAGCUGCAAGUGGAUUUGCAGUGGGCGCAUGGGAAUUCAAUGCCUUACUGCUUUUGCAACUUCUGGGAUGGGUUUUCAUCCCGAUUUACAUCCGGUCAGGGGUAUACACCAUGCCUGAAUACUUGUCCAAGCGAUUUGGUGGCCAUAGGAUUCAGGUCUAUUUCGCAGCGUUGUCUCUGAUUCUCUAUAUCUUCACCAAGCUCUCAGUGGAUCUGUAUUCGGGUGCCCUCUUUAUCCAGGAGUCUUUGGGUUGGAACCUUUAUGUGUCUGUCAUCCUACUCAUUGGCAUGACUGCUUUGCUGACUGUCACCGGAGGCCUUGUUGCAGUGAUCUACACAGACACUCUACAGGCUCUGCUCAUGAUCAUUGGGGCACUCACACUUAUGAUUAUUAGCAUGAUGGAGAUUGGCGGGUUUGAGGAAGUUAAGAGAAGGUACAUGUUGGCCUCACCCAAUGUCACUUCCAUCUUGUUGACAUACAACCUUUCCAACACAAAUUCUUGUAAUGUCCACCCUAAGAAAGAUGCACUGAAAAUGUUGCGGAAUCCAACAGAUGAAGAUGUUCCUUGGCCUGGAUUCAUUCUUGGGCAGACCCCAGCUUCGGUGUGGUACUGGUGUGCUGACCAAGUCAUCGUGCAGAGGGUCCUAGCGGCUAAAAACAUUGCUCAUGCCAAAGGCUCUACUCUGAUGGCUGGCUUCUUGAAGCUUCUGCCAAUGUUUAUCAUAGUUGUCCCAGGAAUGAUUUCCAGGAUACUGUUUGCUGAUGAUAUAGCUUGCAUCAACCCAGAGCACUGCAUGCAAGUCUGUGGAAGCAGAGCUGGGUGCUCUAACAUUGCUUACCCACGCCUGGUGAUGAAGCUGGUUCCUGUGGGCCUCCGGGGCUUAAUGAUGGCAGUGAUGAUUGCAGCUCUGAUGAGUGACUUGGACUCUAUCUUUAACAGUGCCAGUACCAUAUUCACCCUCGAUGUGUACAAACUCAUCCGCAAGAGCGCAAGCUCCCGGGAACUAAUGAUUGUGGGGAGGAUAUUUGUGGCUUUUAUGGUAGUGAUCAGCAUUGCAUGGGUGCCCAUCAUCGUGGAGAUGCAAGGAGGCCAGAUGUACCUUUACAUUCAGGAGGUAGCAGAUUACCUGACGCCCCCAGUUGCAGCCCUGUUCCUUCUGGCGAUUUUCUGGAAGCGUUGCAAUGAACAAGGGGCUUUCUAUGGUGGAAUGGCUGGCUUUGUUCUUGGAGCAGUCCGUUUGACACUGGCCUUUGCCUACCGUGCCCCAGAAUGUGACCAACCUGAUAACAGGCCAGGCUUCAUCAAAGACAUCCAUUACAUGUACGUGGCCACAGCGUUGUUUUGGGUCACAGGACUCAUUACUGUAAUUGUUAGCCUUCUCACGCCACCUCCUACGAAGGAACAGAUUCGUACCACCACCUUUUGGUCUAAGAAGAGCCUGGUGGUAAAGGAGAGCUGCUCCCCAAAAGAAGAACCAUACAAAAUGCAAGAGAAGAGCAUCCUGAGGUGCAGUGAGAAUAGUGAGGCUGUCAACCACGUCAUUCCCAAUGGGAAAUCUGAAGAUAGCAUUAAGGGCCUGCAGCCUGAAGAUGUUAAUCUGUUGGUGACCUGCAGAGAGGAGGGCAACCCAGUGGCUUCUUUAGGUCAUUCAGAGGCAGAAACACCUGUAGAUGCUUAUUCCAAUGGGCAAGCAGCUCUCAUGGGUGAGAAAGAGAGAAAGAAAGAAACAGAGGAUGGAGGCCAGUACUGGAAGUUCAUAGAUUGGUUCUGUGGCUUUAAAAGUAAGAGCCUCAGCAAGAGGAGUCUCAGAGACCUGAUGGAGGAGGAGGCUGUUUGUUUACAAAUGUUGGAAGAAACUCCACAAGUUAAACUAAUACUGAAUAUUGGACUUUUUGCUGUGUGUUCACUUGGAAUUUUCAUGUUUGUUUAUUUCUCCUUAUGAACUUUUAAGGAUAUGAUGAGACACUAACUUAAGAAAAUACUGGUCUUUGAAAAAAAACAAAA